Molecule: messenger RNA, 1176 nt
Organism: Vanrija pseudolonga
Lineage: Eukaryota; Fungi; Basidiomycota; Tremellomycetes; Trichosporonales; Trichosporonaceae
Exons: 1
Coding region: 1-1176 (391 amino acids)
Source: RefSeq, a predicted model, not a curated record
AUGGCUCGCCGCCGUCGCCCCCCACCGCCCGACGACACACCUGCCCCCAAGGUUGCCAUCCCCGAGAGCUCCUUCCCUUACAUCAUGGACCUCAUCUUCCAAGCGGCCGACCACAAUACCCUGCUUGUCUUACGCACGAUGAACCGCGACUGCCGAGAGCGUGCCGACGCCAUCCUCCUGCGCCACAUUGUCAUCAAGGGUCAAAAGAACAUGUUCGAACCCCGCCUCGACCGCCUCGGGUACCAAUUCUUUGAAGUGGACGGGUGCCGAGCUCGCAUUCGUCCCUUCCAAGCCAUGCUAUCGAGGCAGGACAUGACUGUAUGGGCCGACCGGGUCCACCGCUGGUCCAAGAAAGAGACGGGGCUCAAGCAUGCCCAAGUCGUCGACAUUGUACACACCCUGCGCGACGUCUACGGCUUCGAGUUACCAUCACUCAAGACCAUCCGUGUACAUCACACACGAGACGUUCAGCUCCACGAACAGCUCAGGUUCACCAUUUACCGUCUUCCCCCAACUACCGAGCAAGUAGUCACCUUUGGCCACCACUUCCCAGUCAACCUCCCCCGCAAGGGCCAGCACUGGUUCUCAAGUGUCGACGACCCACACUUCACGCACAGCAUCGAUUCCGUGAUCAUCAAUAUCCUCCCGGGUGGAUUCAGCAACCCGCUCCUCCACACCAACGAGUAUAUGGACUGGGAGAACGUUAGCAACGUCCGCGUCGUCCUGUCCCCCGACUUUUGCCGCCGCCAGGACGAAGACCGCUUUAACUGGCUCGACCCUUGGUCUCUUUUCGCCUGCGAGCUCCGAUCUCUCCUCGUGAAGGCGGCAAUGGACAAGAAGACCACAGGAUCUUUGACCCUUGUCGGUGUCGCUGAUGCUUGGUUCAAGACGACCGACUGCAUGAAGCUAGGGAGGGAUUUGAGGAGGGUGAUGGAUCCGCAGGACGUCCUUUGCCCCGGCUUCUGGUACGCCAAUGGCGACAUCAUGCUGCAGAAGAUUCAUGAUCUGGUCAGCCUCGGCAGUCUCAUCCGCGUCGUUGAAGACUACAAGAUCACCGUUCUGUCCCUCGACCAGUACCGCGCGACUCGAACCCCCGCCGAAUUCGAAGUUGAAACCGUCCCCAAUGCCUUCCUCCUUGCGGCCUCGGAAGCUGCAGAGAUUGAGGACUACUAUUGA